AUGUUUCGUACUACCGGCGACAUCCUAAAGACGUCUCUUUAUUUGCGGCCAUGCAUUCAUCCUUCGAGUCGCUCUUUUGUCCACUCUUUGCCACGUAACUUUCCAAGAAUAGGGCGGUUUGCUUCGGAGAAGCCAUUCCAGAGCAUACUGCCGACUUUUCGUAACCAAGUUGCCCUUUCAAUUGGAGUAGAAUCCUUCAGCUCUCGAUUUCCGCGGCCGACAAUACGGAAUCAAGUGUUGUUUUUUGUCGGUGGAUCUUUACUCGCGUAUUCGAUAGCCGCAAGUCAAACCGAAAUCGACACCGAGUACUGGUCAAAACAGCUCGUAUCUGUCUCUCACAGAUGGACUCUGCGACCCCCAACUACUGAGGAGAUGAGAAAGGCUCAAUACCUAGAGCUUGGCAAGUAUCUGCAAACGCAAGUAAAUCAAAUCAAAGAUACGCUGGCGGAAUGGCCUCUUGCAUUGCGCAACCUCAUUCUCUCCGUCUACGUUCAAGCUGCACAGUCAUACCUUGAUGCCCCCGAGGGCAGAAGAUUGUGCUGGUUGAUUUGCGGCGUCAACACGGCCAUAUAUCUCGUGUGGAAGAUACCGCGACUCGCGCCGUUCAUGACCCGAUCUUUCACUCACCACCCGUUGUCAGGACGCUCAUACACUCAGCUAACGAGCAUGUUUAGUCAUAAAUCCUUCAUCCACUUGUUGGCAAAUUCAAUGGCCCUAGCUAGCUUUGGUGCGCUAGUUAGCUUUUUAGAGGGCUCGGCCGCCACGCACUAUUUUACCCUGGAGCAACUAAAAGAUGGUGAACAUCAGCAAGAAGCCACUGCUAAGUGGCAUUUCCUUGCUUUCUUUAUCUCCGCUGGACUGUUCUCUGGUUUGGUCAGCCAUGUUGCUGCUUGCAAAGUUCUCUUCCCUCGCCUUGUCAACCAGUACACCACUUCUGCAGUCAUAAAGAACUCCCCAGCGGCAGCUGCAAUAUCUAGCACAGCUGUAAAGACUGCAACUACUGCUCCGCGGGAGAUUUUACCAUCUUUAGGCGCGUCUGGGGCCAUUUACGCAGCUGUGACAGCUAGCGCAUUAGCCUUCCCAGACGCCCAAGUCAGCCUCAUUUUCCCUCCUUUCGUUUCGAUACCGAUUCAGGCGGGAGUUGGUGGUCUCGUCAUACUUGACGUGAUCGGCAUCGUACGCGGCUGGAGGAUGUUUGAUCAUUAUGCUCAUCUUGGUGGUGCGGCGUUUGGUGCAUUAUAUUACAUGUAUGGACCGCAGUGGUGGGCUUUCAUGAGGGGCGGGUAUCAACAACUCCACUCUCCCGCAUCUUAG
Molecule: messenger RNA, 1314 nt
Organism: Suillus subalutaceus
Lineage: Eukaryota; Fungi; Basidiomycota; Agaricomycetes; Boletales; Suillaceae
Exons: 6
Coding region: 1-1314 (437 amino acids)
Cellular component (GO): membrane
Molecular function (GO): serine-type endopeptidase activity
Source: RefSeq, a predicted model, not a curated record